AAACCAUACACAAAUGUCAUGGAAACAAAGUUAAACUUGCUAAUCAACAUGAGUCAAAAGUAUGGUGAUUUGAAAGGGAAAGGUCCAGAAGAUCAUGAAGAGAAUCAGGACUUUGAUAGUGAUAACAAAACGGUGUUUGGGGAUCAAGCAGCCACUUUAACAUACCUAAGAGAUGAAGGUGUAUUGGAAGGUAGUACUGUUUUUGAUGGUGAUGAUAAUCAUUUAAAAGUUGAAACUCAACAUCACAGAAGUUUUUCAAACGAUCGUCAUUUGAAAACCCAGAUCUCGCAAUUACAAUAUAAUAACAAUCGUAUUGCAUUGGAUAGAUCAAUUUCCAAUACAGUUCAAAUUUUGGGUGAAUUACAAGUUGAAAAUAAAGAAAGACCAUUGUUUUAUCCAACUAAUGAUUUGCCAAACGAAUUACUGAAUAGUAGAAAAGCACAUCUAGCAUUGAUAAGAAAAAAUUCGGUACAGACUGUUAAAUCAAUUGCAAAAGAAAUUGCUGAUGAAGUUGAGAAUUCAGAUUCACCAGAAUUGAAAAUUUUAAAACUAAAUGUUAAGUUGGAUAAUAAUCAAAUAUCAAAAUUGGAUAAAACUGCUAUUGGUCAACUACUAGAUGAAAAAAUCUUCCAGGUUAGUAAACAUUUAUUAUCAUUAAAAGAUAGAAUUGAUGAUACUUCCUCAAAAGUUUUCGUUACUGGUGAUUUAAAUUCAGGAAAAUCAACAUUUUGUAAUGCAUUAUUAAGAAGAAAAGUGUUACCUGAGGAUCAACAACCUUGUACUUCGGUGUUUUGUGAAGUUAUUGAUGCUAGAGAAAAUAAUGGUGUUGAAGAGGUCCACGCAGUUCCAAUCGGUAGUACUUAUGAUAUUAAGAAUGAAUCUACUUAUAAGAUUUUCCAAUUGAAAGAUCUAGAAGAACUAGUUUCUGAAUGUGAUAAUUAUGCUAUCUUGAAAGUUUAUGUCAAUGAUAGAAGAACUAUUGAUCAAAGUUUGUUAAGAAAUGGCGUUGUCGAUAUUGCUAUCAUUGAUGCUCCUGGUUUAAAUCUUGAUUCUUAUCAAACAACAGAAGUGUUUUCAAGACAAGAGGAAAUUGAUUUGGUUGUUUUUGUUGUUAGCGCGGAGAACCACUUUACCUUAUCUGCUAAGGAAUUUAUUGCCACUGCUGCUAACGAGAAAAAGUUAAUAUUCAUUGUCGUCAAUAGAUUUGACAACAUUAAGGAUAAGAACAAAUGUAUGAAUAGAAUCUUGGAUCAAGUUCAAAGAUUAUCCCCAGAUACACAUAAGGAUGCUAGGGAAUUUGUUCAUUUUGUUUCCUCGAGUGAUGUUGUUGACCAUUUACCAAAUGAUAACGGCGAAGAUCCAGGUGUUGGUGGCAGUGGUGAUGGUGACGGUAAUGGUGCACCAGAUGAUAAUAUCCAUCCAGACUUUGAUCACCUUGAAAAUAGUUUGCGUAACUUUGUGCUACAAAAAAGAGCUCUUUCCAAAUUACAACCUGCAAAAACUUAUUUGAGUAAAUUGUUGAAUGAUAUUGAAGCUUUAUCAACAAUCAACCAGAAAAUGUAUUUUAAUGAUAGGGAUGAGAUGGUUGAUAAGUUGAAUGAAAUUGCUCCUCAGUAUGAAGAAGGUUUAGUGCAAAGUGUCAAAGUUAAUGAAAAAAUCGAAAGUUUAAUAGAAAAAACAUCACAAACCGUGUAUGAUUUCACUAAAAAUAAUAUCAACUCAACUUUGGAAACUGUUGGUGAUCAUCCAGUUGUUCAAUAUAAGGGUAUUCUUAACAUUGUUGAGUAUACAGUUGAAACUCAACGUGCAAUUACAAAGAAGAUAUUGGAUUCCGUUAGUUCUAGUGAAGAUUUUGCUCGUAAAAGAACAAUUGAAACAAUUGAUUCCAUCAAAGGCUUAGGUAAGAGCGCAUUAGGGGAAGCAUAUAAUAGUGAUAAAGUUUUCAGAGAAGAAUUUAUGUUUAGCAGACGUAAAGAUACAAUCAGCAGAAAUUUGGAUGAAUCUAUAACAUUUUUUGAUUUCUUUGAUCCUUCUUUUGAAAGUUUCCUAACUGUUUUCGGUGUUAAUGAAAAGACUAAAGAUCAAGCUAUUUUGUGGAAAAAUUCAUUCUAUUCUAUUGGUUUGUAUGCGGCAUCUGGUGCUUUAACAACAGGGUCUAUAAUUAAGGGUGUCUUUCAAUAUGGUUCAUUAUUUUCAUUGAAAACCUUACGUUUUUUGGUACUUCCUCUUUCUAUAGGUGUUGGUGUUGUCUCAUUAACCUAUUUGAUUGUGGAUAUUCCUAGAGCGUUACCAAGAAAGUUGGCUAAAAAGAUCAAACAUCAAGUUAAAGAGCUCGAUUAUCCACAUCAAAAUUCUGACAGAAUUGCUAAAGAAUGCAGAAAAGUGUUGAAAUAUCCCGCAAGAGAAGUUCAAAAUGCUUUCCAAACUUCAUUGGACAAACAUGCCGUCAAGAAGGAAAAAAUCAUGAAGGCUAUCAAAGAUGCUGAUGUUGCAUCUGCAUUUUUUGGUAAACUUUUGAAAAGAACAAUGGACCAAAGGAAACUUGUUGAAAGCUUUGACUUGGAAUCCAUCUCAACUGUCGAAUGAUCCACUUAUUUUUAAUAACUUGUACAUAUUAAUUA
Molecule: messenger RNA, 2621 nt
Organism: Hansenula anomala
Lineage: Eukaryota; Fungi; Ascomycota; Saccharomycetes; Phaffomycetales; Wickerhamomycetaceae
Gene: FZO1
Product: mitofusin
Exons: 1
Coding region: 49-2586 (845 amino acids)
Biological process (GO): mitochondrial fusion
Cellular component (GO): mitochondrial outer membrane
Molecular function (GO): GTP binding; GTPase activity
Source: RefSeq, a predicted model, not a curated record